Messenger RNA from Lutzomyia longipalpis, 5440 nucleotides. It is a transcript of the gene CrebA, whose product is annotated as cyclic AMP response element-binding protein A. NCBI's taxonomy places the organism in Eukaryota, Metazoa, Arthropoda, Insecta, Diptera, Psychodidae. The record is from RefSeq and is a predicted model, not a curated record. Gene Ontology annotation, molecular function: DNA-binding transcription factor activity, RNA polymerase II-specific; cAMP response element binding. The transcript is spliced from 6 exons. Gene Ontology annotation, biological process: regulation of transcription by RNA polymerase II. The coding region runs from base 466 to 1737 and encodes 423 amino acids.
UUCAGUUUGAUUUGGGCAACUGAACAAGAUUGGUUGUUGUUGUGUGUUAGGAAGAACGCUCGCUGUUGCACUUUUCGGCACAUUUUUUUCUCACAGUGUCUGUGUGUUUUUAUGAGUGUUGAUUACCCUCCCAAAAAAAAAAAAGUUUUCCUUCUGAAGAAAAUUCAUUGAAUUUUCAGGAAUUUUUCUGUAGCAAAGAAAAUUCCAUUUUUUAUUGCAUAUUGUGUGUUGAAGAAAAUUCUGAACAUUGUGAAUGGAGUAAGAACACGAGAGAGAAGAACAACGAAGACUCUGAAGAAUUUACACGAGAGAGUGCCUUCCACCCUCGUUAAAAGACUUUUACAUUGAAAAUAAAUUUUAUUUUUUGAAAGAACAAAUUAUUCAAAAACGAUCAAAAAAACAGUGAAAAGUGGAGAGAAAAUCGAGGAAAAGUGUUUGAUAAAUUCUUUGCAAAAAAAUCUGGAUAUGAACAUGGAAACAUUCUACGAUAUUGGCAGUGGAGACCUGAGAGAACUCUGGGAGUCAGACUUGGAUCCGGCAAUGCAGGAUGCAUUAAAAUUAUCAUCAGGAGAUCCAGAAUUGAGUGAUUGGUACUUGGAUAAGGAUAUAAAAAUGCCCCAAGUUAUCCUGCAUGAUAAAUUAAUGACAGACGCCCUGGGGACACUUCCAAUUAAAACUGAACAUUCCUACAGUCUCAACUCAGAUGGGGAUUCCUUGCCAGAUUCACCAGGAAGUCUGCACAAUAAAAUGGAUGACAUGGACGAUGAAUGUUAUCCCGCCAUAACAAUGAACACAGCAGCUUUAAGUACACGAACAACGCAGUAUCGUGCAGUUAAUUCGCAAUUUAUCAGCUCAAUGCAAAAUAGCUGCAGCAAUGAUUCCGAAUCCGCCACCAGCUCCCUGUCCGAAGACAUUGACAUAGAUGAUCAUGCAAUUAAGGAUGAACCAAUGUCACCGGCCACCAGUAGCAACCCACCCAGCCCCGGUGAAUGCACGAAAACAACAAUAAAUACCCAUUUAUCCAAUAUUGCCGCUAUAACCAACACAGACCUCGUCUUUGAGCACAAAAAUGGUUCCCUGCAGCUUUCACAUGCAUCCCAGAGCCUUCUCAAGGGGCACCACCUGCCUUCACAUCAAGUCAAUCAGAGAUUAAUAAUGCCAAAGGUGAAGCUGGAGGCACAGGCGCCCUUUGGUCUACCACCCACCCCGCCCUCAUCGCUCAGUAGCGACGAUUCCGAAGGGAAUCUCAGUCCAGACCAUCCAAUGUCCCCGCAGACAACACACGCAGUUACCAGGAGGUCUGGUAUUGCCACAGCAUCAGCCGCCAUUGCUAGUGCGUCGAAAGUUUAUUCAGGAGUCAGUACAAGGCAGCCAAUCACAACGCCACUCAUUAGUACGCAACCGAAGGGUUCAACUGGGACACUAAUCCUAACUGAGGAAGAGAAACGAACCCUCCUUGCUGAGGGUUACCCAAUUCCAACACGCCUUCCCCUCACGAAAGCCGAAGAGAAGUCUCUGAAGAAGAUUAGACGAAAAAUUAAGAAUAAAAUUUCUGCUCAGGAAAGUCGUCGAAAAAAGAAAGAGUACAUGGAUCAGCUCGAGAGACGAGUUGAGAUACUCGUAUCUGAGAAUUCAGAGUACAGAAAACGCGUUGAGAACCUCGAGGGCUCCAAUGCGAACCUCAUGAGUCAACUAACCAAACUUCAAGCUCUCAUCAAUCGGCAGAAUAAGAAGUAAAAAAAAAUUUUAAGUAUAAGAAAAACAAUUUUAACAUACAAAAAAAGCAAUGGGGAUGAAGUCAAAAACAUACAAAUAAUCUUUCCCCCCAGAGAAGCUUCAGCAUUUUAUUGUGUAGGGUUCGUUAGGGACAAGAAUUAAAAAUUAUUGUGUGUGAAAAAUAAAAGAAAAUUAAAUAUACGAGGAUAUAUUUUUGUGAAUAACAUUUUUAUAGAAUAUUCAAUAAAUAAAAAUUUAUAGGGUUUUGUGCGAUAAAUGGGUGUCACACCUGAGAAAAACGCUAACUGCCAAGAAAUUUGAAUAUAAAAAUUAUUUGUCAAACUGACAGCAAUGAAUGGAAUGUCAAAUUUAAAUGUCAACAUACAAAAGUCAAAUGUAAACGUCAGUUUAAUUCAUCCAAACGGAGCUCAAAAUUACUGUCAAUGUGACAUUAAAAUAAAUGUCAAAUAGAAACAUCAGUUAAAUUUUAAAUGUAAAAACAUUAAAACCUUCCAGAAAAAGUUGUAGAAUGAAAAAAAGAAAUUACUUUCAGGUGUGAUAAUUCAAUUCUCAGGCUUCUUAUCCUCUCCCAUCUCUACACCACAUUUUUUUCUUUUAUUUUAAUUUUUAUAAUAUUUUAUUUGCAACACGAAACAUGGACGCUAAAUUGUGUGCAAUAUAAUGGUAGAUAUAUUGUUACAUCAAAUGCUAAAAGAAAAGAAAAAAAUAAAAUGUGCCUGUAGAGAUUAAAAGGGAAAUUGACGGGAAAUCAGUAAAGAGCGAAAUGACAGGAAAUUUUUUUGGGUUUUAAUUCCUCAAUGAUUUUGCAUAGAAUUUUUACUGCUUUUUAACGUAAUUUUAUAUAGGGUGUAUGUAUAGAAAAACCCAAAAGAGAGAAAACUGAAAAAACGGUGCCUUUUUCUCCCAAAAAAUUUACAAAAAAAUAUGCGAGAGAAAGAUAAAUAUUUUGAAGAUUAAAUACUUCCUAAACUUUAUAAGAAAAACAUUUAAAAAAAAUAUAUAUUUUAUAGAAAUAUUAAAAAAAAUUAUUUUGUGGGAUUCAAAAGAAUUGCCUCAUUUAUACUAAUUAGAAAUACCUACUAGAAAGGAUAUAUAAUGUGCAUUUAAAUUAAAAAUAUAAAAUAUAUUUUCUCACGAAUUACUUAAACAAAAAAAAAUUAAGACAAAAUAUUCAAAUUAUUAGAAAAUGAUUUUAAAAGCAAAAAUAUUUUUUUUAAAGUUAUUUACCUUUUAUAUUUUAUUUGUUUUUCUUUUCUAAGGGUUUUAGCACCAUUCCAUAAUUAAAAGACUUAAGAUUUAUUUUUUUUUAUUGAACAUUAUUAUUAUCUACUUUAUUGCAUAAAUUAUUUCAGUUUGUUGUUUUAUUUUAUUUUUGUCCCGUAAUGGAAAUAAUGUUUCUGUUUAAUUAUUUUAUUUUAUUUUUCUCAUUUUUCAAUCCGCCAAAAUUGUGCAAUUUGGAAGACAUAAAUAUGUUGGUGAUAAAAAAAAGUAAGAGAAGAGAAAGUGCCGAAAUAUUUUAUUUUUUAAAUGGACCAUGGAAGUCUUCCUUGAAAAUCUUUAAAGUUUUAAUUAAAUAAUAUAUAUUUUUUCUUUUACAUUUUAUAUGAGGAUAUAUAAUUUAUUAAAGAAUAGAGAAAAUCAAAUUGUAGCUAAAUGACUGAUAUUACGGCACUUUAUUUUAAUAUAUAAAUAUUGUUAAAUUUUUCUCUGUGAGAAGUGAAGGUGCGCAAGAAGAAAAAGUUCUUUUUUAUCGGGAUUUACAAACAAAAAAGAAAAGGUUAAGAAACGAAUUUUAUUACUAAAUAAAAAUUCAAGGUAAAAUGAAUAAUUUUUUGCCAAUUUGAUUUUUUUUACAACUAAACAAUAAGAAAUUCAGGCAAAACUAUAACCAUAAAAAUCAGCAGUUAAAGGGCAUAUAAAUAGGAAAUAAAAGGUUUCACUGCUAAAAAAAUUAUUUGUUUAGUUCAUAAAAGAACCAACAUGCUAUAAAAAUUUAAAAAGUUUCUUUUGAUCUAUUCUGGACUACUUAGAAACCUAUAAAAACAAUAAAGAUCAAAAGCUUUAAGGAAUAUUGAAAUUGGUUAUUUGCUAUAAAAUAAAUUUUCCCAUAAUUUGAAUUAUGAUGAUUAAUAAUUUGAUUUGAAUUUUGUACUUGAUCACAGAAAAAAUAUCUGAUGACUUUUUCGAGUAUUCGUAACCUCCUUUUAAUCUAAAAAUUGAUCUUCUGAAAAUGUCCAUAAUUAUCAGUUACAUUUGUUCCUAUAAAAUUAACAAAUUGCUUAAAAAUAUUCCUUUUUAGAAUGUAUGUAUUUAAAAAUAUUAGUAACAACCGAAAUUGCUUUAAAAAAUUAUAAAAUGAACACUCAACGUUGCUAUAAAAAUUCCUAUAAAUGUUUACGAUGCUUAAAUGUUUACGAUUUCCUAUAAAAUUGCAUUUUAUAGCAGCAAAUUUUCAUUUGCUAUAAAAUUGUAAUUUAUAGAAAAAAGUUUAAUAUUGCAACUUAAAGCGGAAUUUUUGUAUGCUAAACUAUAUAAUUUUUACCUAUAAAAUUGCAUUUUAUAGCUAAUUGUUUGAAUUUUAAUGUUAAUACUAAGAUUUUUUUUAUAUAUUAAAAACUCUUUAAAUUACCCGAAAGACAAAUAUCUUCUGCGCCCUUUUAUUUUUCAUAAACAAAUAAAAAGAGAAAAGAAAUAACAAAAAUAUAGCAUUUUAAAAAAAAAAAAUAAAUUUAGGAAUUAUUAAUUGAAAAAAAAAAUUUAAUCUAUCAAAGAUUAUUAUUAAAUUAAUAUUUCAAAGAUAGAUAGAGCUACUAAUAUAAAAAAUUCCGUAGUUGUUAAGUAAAUAAACAAUUUAUUUUUAGAGAUAAUUAAAAGAUAAUUAUCAUUUUUUGAAAUAAAAGAAAUAUAAAAAUAAUUUUUCUGUAACGUUUUGGUUACGUCAUUUAGAGGUUAUAAACAAAGGUUAAAACUUAACUCAAUUUAUGAUUUUUUUGCGAGAAAAACUUUAAAUAAAUAUUUUAUUAAAAACAAUUGUAUAUUUUUGUACACGUCGAAACCAACUAUGCAUUAUAUUAUUAUUAAUUUUAUUGAUUAAUUUAAAAGUAAAUCGUAAUUUUUUUUGUCUUAUGUUACCUUUUUUCUGCAAUUAAAACAAGAAACUUUCUUGCAUUGGUGUGAGCUGCUAUACUGCAUUCAAACCAACCUUGCACUGAAGCCCUGCCUUUGCAUAAAACAUUUUUCAAAAGAAAUUUAGAAGAAUAAAAAUUGAUGAAUGAAAUGUAAAUGAAUAAGAAGAAGAAUAUUUGAAAGAAGAGCUGAGAUUGGUUGAAUAUUUUCGGACAAAGCAUUCUCAUUGGCUAUCGCUCUCUUACGUCACGGCGGCGGAGCUUCAGUGCGGUGUUAAUUUAAAAUGAAAACAAAAGAAUGUUUUAAGAUGAGUCACACUGCAAAAAAUCGUGUGGAUGUUUUUUCAUUGAUGAGAAAGAUUUUUUAGAAGAGAAAAUUUACUUGAUAUUCAAUUCUUUUCUCCGUCCUGGCGGGAGAAAAUAUUAUUUUAUUAUUAAUAUUAUUAUUUUAUGUUGUAGUAGUAUGAGAAGAAAUUGAAGGAUGAUAAAGAAAAAAAACUGUUUAUGGUUGAUUUAACAUGAAGUUGAAAACGAAAGAAAAGAAAUGAAAAAUAACAACUCAAUUUUAAACGAUAAAA